CUCAUUGCUACAGUGCUAUAGGUUAUGUUGUUGCUCUCCAUCUUCUAGACUUCAGCUCCUUCUUGUGUAAGGGAAACUUUUCAGUGACGGAAGGAAGGAUGAAGGCAGAAGCUCCUCCCCACUCCCCCGGAUUGGAGGAUUUGGCGAUCCGGUGUCGGGAAGUGUGUCGGUCGUACGGGAAACUCAAAGUCCUGAGUAACCUCAACUUGACCGUGCCACAGGGACACAUCUACGGCCUGCUGGGUCCGAGUGGGUGUGGGAAGACCACGCUGUUGAAAUGCAUUCUGGGAACCCUGAAGAUCUCCCGAGGGCACAUCAGCGUGUUGGGGAAGCCGCCCGCAUUUCCUGGUCACCAGGUCCCUGGGAGGAUGGUGGGGUACAUGCCACAGGACCUGGCGUUGUACAAUGAGUUUUCUAUCAGUGACACCCUGACGUUCUUCGGAAGGAUCCACGGCCUGUCAUCUACGGACACCCAGGCACGCAUGGACUUCCUGGUGGACUUCCUGGACUUACCUCACAACAGCAGCCUGGUUGGAAAACUCAGCGGAGGGCAGAAACGGAGGGUGUCUCUAGGAGCAGCCUUACUUCAAAACCCCCAGUUAUUGAUUCUGGAUGAACCCACAGUCGGGGUGGACCCUGUGCUGAGAGCCAAGAUCUGGCAGCAUCUAGUAGAGAUUGUGAAAACUGGAAAAGUAUCAGUCGUCAUCACCACUCACUACAUAGAGGAGGCCAGGCAAGCCAACGUGGUGGGUCUGAUGAGGAAUGGCCGAAUGUUGGCAGAGGGGGAACCAGAAACCUUGAUGAAACAGAACAGUGCUGCGACCCUGGAGAAAGCCUUCCUGCAGCUGUGUGAGACCUCAGACCAGGUGGGCUCCAAACACAGCACCUACCCUCAGGGUGGGGUACUAGAGAGCGGCCAAUCACUCGAAAGCGGCCGGGAAGAGAGUCAACCAAUCAUGGGAGUCGGGCCGGGACCAGUUGAAGAGCUGCCCAAAUACUCAGCGGACUGGAAGGUACGAGUCAGGCAUGUGAUGCCAAAGUGGAGGAACAUCGCAGCUCUGAUUAUCAAGACCACGGUGCGGAUGAAGAGAAUGCCUGGGUCCCUGUUUUUCCAGUUCCUUCUGCCAGUCAUGCAGAUCUCUCUGAUGUGUCUGUGUAUCGGAGGAGACCCCAAAGGAAUACAGGUGGCUGUGGUCAACAAUGAGACCUCCUCCAGCUCCUAUAGCCAAUCCCUGCUCUCCUUCCUGGACAACUCCAGCGUGCAACAGGUGAACCUGUCCCAUGCUGAGGCUUUUGCAGGGGCCUAUAACGGAGAGUACUGGGCCGUCAUCGGGUUUGGAAAGAAUUUUACCAGCUACCUGACCAAGAGGAUGAUCCAGCGGCAGGUCUCUAAGGAGGUGGUGGAUGGAGGGUCGGUGCACGUCUGGUUGGACCUGACCAAUCGACAAAUCGCCUUAAUGCUUCAGAAAAAAAUUAAAGAUGCCUUUGAGGGUUUUAUCCAGUAUAAGAUGAGUAGCAGGUCUUACCUGCUCUCUCUUCCUGUCAAGUUUGAGGAGCCCAUCUAUGGCAGCAUGAACUCAGACUUCACUACGUUUGUGACACCAGGAGCCGUUCUGAGCAUCACUUUCUACCUGGCAGUGGGCUUGACUGCUCUGUCCUUCGUGAUAGAGAGGAAGGAGGGGCUAAUGGAAAGGUGCUGGGUCUCAGGUGUGAGUUCAAUGGAGACCGUGCUGGCGUAUCUCAUCUCCCAGCUGAUUAUCAUCAGUGUCCAGAUUAUUCUACUACUGAUCUUAAUGCUGCUCGUCUUUAAGAUCCCUAAUGAGGGGAACCUGGUGUUGGUUAUAGCUCUGAUCGUGCUGCAGGGUAUAACAGGCACUUCCUUUGGUCUGGUCAUCUCAUCCGCCAUCGAUGACGAACAGAACGCCACCCAAGCUGCCCUUGGUAUCUUCUACCCCAACCUCAUCGUCAGUGGUAUAAUCUGGCCUGUGGAGUGCAUCCCCUAUCCACUACGUUACAUCAGUCUGGCCCUGCCCCAGACCUACGCUUCUGAAGCCCUACGAUGCAUCAUGUACAGAGGCUGGGGUCUCUCCAGGAUGAUAGUGUGGCGAGGCUUUGUUGUCACCCUGGGCUGGAACACUUUCUUCGUCAUCCUGGCCAUCGUCAUCCUCAAGUUGAGGAUGUGAAACGCCUACCCAGGGAAGUUGUGUGCGUAUGUAGUGUAUGUGAGUGUGUGAGGGUUUUGUGUGGGAGUGUCAAUGUGGUGUGUCUAUAUAUAGUCUAGUGAGUGUGUAUAUGGUGUGUGUAUAUAUAGUCUAGUGAGUGUGUAUAUGGGGUGUGUGUAUAUAUAGUCUAGUGAGUGUGUGUAGGGUCAGUGCAGAUAGGGUAACUUUCCCCCUCAGUCACGUUAGUUUGGCUACUCAACCGAUCUAUUUGUCACUCACAAACCAAUCAAAAUGCCUGAAAUGUGUGUCUGGACACUGCACCCGCCCACUCAGGUGUUACGAGUGUAAUCACCGUCAGAAGAGUGAUCGUCGUCUGAGGACUGUUAUUAUGGACAAUAACAUGAAUGGGUGUGAUACGUUUACAGCAGGAUUCUACUGUCCUACCGUUAUAAGUCUGUAAUGUUAGUGUGUUUUCCCGAUACUGCUUUGCAUAUUGUUGAUAGUUAAUUGCCAUUAUUGCAUUGGUUGCACAGGUGUUUUAUGUAGGAUAUUUGUUGUACUGGUAACACAAGGCUGGAAUUAUUAAAAGUUAAGAAGGGUCUUUUUUGUCAAAGCAGCUGUUAGGGUCAGAGUUAUGCGUAGCCUCAUUAGACUGACUUUCAAACGCACAACUAGGUUGCCUGGCAACUCAA
Oncorhynchus masou masou (cherry salmon) is the source of this 2854-nucleotide messenger RNA. Its product is annotated as ABC transporter G family member 23-like. Gene Ontology annotation, molecular function: ABC-type transporter activity; ATP hydrolysis activity; ATP binding. Gene Ontology annotation, biological process: transmembrane transport. Gene Ontology annotation, cellular component: ATP-binding cassette (ABC) transporter complex; membrane. The transcript is spliced from 20 exons. The record is from RefSeq and is a predicted model, not a curated record. The coding region runs from base 99 to 2183 and encodes 694 amino acids. NCBI's taxonomy places the organism in Eukaryota, Metazoa, Chordata, Actinopteri, Salmoniformes, Salmonidae.